AUGGCAAGCGUCGCUGUUUCAAGCAGCAAGCAAACCACUGCGGGCACUGGCAGGCAGCCAGACAAACCAACGGACAACAACCAACCCGACAGCGGGGUUGUCAAUCAGGACCUAUGGGAAGACGCGCAGCAGAUCCUAGCCACAGGAACGAGUAGCCACCUCACCUGCCAGAAGCCGCGCCUCUGCCCAGUACCUGAACCUGUCCCACUCGGUGACACCCACCCCGCUUAG
Paracoccidioides brasiliensis Pb18 is the source of this 231-nucleotide messenger RNA. RefSeq lists its product as uncharacterized. The record is from RefSeq and is a predicted model, not a curated record. Bases 1 to 231 code for a protein of 76 amino acids. The transcript has 2 exons.